Molecule: messenger RNA, 954 nt
Organism: Macaca mulatta (Rhesus monkey)
Lineage: Eukaryota; Metazoa; Chordata; Mammalia; Primates; Cercopithecidae
Product: U1 small nuclear ribonucleoprotein C
Biological process (GO): spliceosomal snRNP assembly; mRNA splicing, via spliceosome; mRNA 5'-splice site recognition
Cellular component (GO): nucleus; U1 snRNP
Molecular function (GO): zinc ion binding; pre-mRNA 5'-splice site binding
Source: RefSeq, a predicted model, not a curated record
GGACAUAACGGAGUGGCCAACGGCCUGCAGAGCAACAUGCCCAAGUUUUAUUGUGACUACUGUGAUACAUACCUCACCCAUGACUCUCCAUCUGUGAGAAAGACACACUGCAGUGGAAGGAAACACAAAGAGAAUGUGAAAGACUAUUAUCAGGAAUGGAUGGAAGAGCAGGCUCAGAGCCUGAUUGAUAAAACAACGGCUGCAUUUCAACAAGGAAAGAUACCUCCUACUCCAUUCUCUGCUCCUCCUCCUGCAGGGGCCAUGAUACCACCUCCCCCCAGCCUUCCGGGUCCUCCUCGCCCUGGUAUGAUGCCAGCACCCCAUAUGGGGGGCCCUCCCAUGAUGCCAAUGAUGGGCCCUCCUCCUCCUGGGAUGAUGCCAGUGGGACCUGCUCCUGGAAUGAGGCCGCCCAUGGGAAGCCACAUGCCAAUGAUGCCUGGGCCCCCAAUGAUGAGACCUCCUGCCCGUCCCAUGAUGGUGCCCACUCGGCCCGGAAUGACUCGACCAGACAGAUAAGGAUAGAGGGGAGGCUUCAUUGUAUCAGUUUUAUAUUACCUGUUCUGCUUCACCAGGAGAUCAUGCUGCUGUGAUACUGAGUUUUCUAAACAGCAUAGGGAAGACUUGCUCCCCUGUCCUAUCAAAGAGAGAAUAGUUUUGGGGGGGAGAAGUGGGACAAAAAAGAUGCAGUUUUCAUUUAUAUUGGGAAAUGUGAAAAUAAAAUUGUCAACUCUUUCAAUUAAAAAAAAAUGUGGUUUGUAAAACAAUAAUUUUAAAGGUGUCUUAACAACUUUAUAGUGGUUAUUACUACUGUAUUUAGGAUAAAAUUACAUAAUAAUGUGACAUGAAGCCUUUUUAGUAAUUUGAUGGUAUAGACCAGGGGUAGUCAAACUAUGGCCUGUGGACCAAAUCUAGCCUGUGAUCUGUUUUUGUAAAUAAAGUUUUGAAACAUAGUCA